CUGAGCCCUACUUGAAAGUGGCUUCAGACAAGAGACCAAGCUCUUUCCAGCCUGGUGGUGCCACGAGCAUCAUCACGAUCACCACCAGUACCACCAUCAGCAUCAUCUUCAGCAUGCCUCGAGGAUUCUUGGUGAAGAGGACCCGGCGAUGUUCGGCGUCGUAUCGAGUGCGAAAAAGUAGCAAACUUGCCACGUGUAACGAUGACAACCACCACCGCGCGGAGGCUGAAGUGAGCGAGCCCGAGCCCGUGAAGGAGAACCACGUGUGGGGCGUCCCGAGCCCCGACGUCGCGCCCCCGCCGGCGCCCCGCGAGGACUCCUCGGGGGUCACUGAAGUGUGGAACCUGCACGUGGAGUCUGCUCUGGAGGCGGAGGCGGACCGACGCGCGCAGUUGCCGGACUCCGAAGUGGACACUGUGACUCCCGUGGGGGACAUCUCGUGCUUCUUCGCACCUCCGCCUCCAUUAAUAGAAGCCCGGAGCUCCAGACUUUUGGAGCCGCGCGGCGAAGUCGAAAAGGCGUCGGUAUUUCCCGAGACUUGCUCGCCCUCAGCCCCGGAAACCGAGUUGCCGUUUUUGGUGAGUUCAACGGCGACGUCGAUGCGAGUCGCAGCCUCCAACACGCACUUUUCACCUUAUGGUCCCGCUCCGAAAUACGACAGCGACAUGGCGCGCCUGUUCCCGACACUAAUGAACCACCAACACCAGGCAGCAGGGAGAAAACGCUCAUUUCCGGAGUCGAACAGAGCCAACAGAACCAAAGCGAACCGGAAGCUUACCUUCGAGGACGAAGUUACCACCUCUCCGGUUUUAGGUUUGCGCAUCAAGAAGGAGAGCCCCGAAGCAGCGAGGCGACAACACAAGUCGUCCGGAAGUCAGCCUCUGGGGGAGUUCAUCUGUCAGCUUUGUAAGGAGGAGUACGCCGACCCCUUGUCCCUCGCCCAGCACAAGUGCUCCCGUAUCGUGCGCGUGGAGUACCGCUGCCCCGAGUGCGACAAAGUGUUCAGCUGUCCCGCCAACCUCGCCUCCCACCGCCGCUGGCACAAGCCGCGUCCGGCGGUCGUCGACCCGAGCAGAGGCCAGGCGCUGUCGGCGAACAAACUCGACGCGGACGGGAAGGAGAACGAGUUGCUGUGUGUUAAUCAGCACCAGGCAGCGCGGGACAGUUCCGCGGUCCCGGACUCCUCCUCGCCACUCUUCCGGCAGGACAGCCCCCCGCCGGGCCUGCUCAUGUUCAACGGCAACUCUUACGAACCUCUGGCGUUUGUCCAGGCUGAAGAGGAAGCGGAGGUGUACGACUGUUGUUACUGCGGCAAGAAGUUCCGGCGACAAGCUUACUUGAAGAAGCACAUUUCGACGCACGACAUAGGCACCGGGCCUUCACCGCCGACGUCGAGCCGCCCGGUAGUGUUCGCUUGUCACCUGUGCGGCGCGCGCUUCCCGUCGGCUGACAUCCGCGACAAGCACCGCGUGUGGCACGCCGUGAGGGACGAGCUCCUGGGAGGCGCACGAGGCCAUGGCUUCGGGGCGGAAGGAUACGGCGUGGACAGAGGGUGCGAGCAGCAGCAACUGUUAGCGUGCAAACACUGUCCAGCUUCCUUCCUCGGCUCCCCGGGGCUCACAAGGCACUUGAGCAAGUGUCAUCCCGGAGACAACACGCACGUCAUGAUGCACAUGGCCGUCAGGCACGGAGACGCCCGACUUUCUACUUCCACUCACCCGUGAGCGGACGCGACAUGAGGCACACCGACGUGGGAAGAUGUCAAGACUCGGUCAGGCAUCGUGAGUGACAUGGGCUCGAAAAAUACUAGGUACUAUAUUUCGCUGGCGUGAAGGACCUUCUGCUUCAAACCUUUGCCUUUCAGCCUAAGCCGAAAACUAUCCAGUGGUUUGGGGCCCAUUAGACACAG
Molecule: messenger RNA, 1909 nt
Organism: Hippocampus zosterae (dwarf seahorse)
Lineage: Eukaryota; Metazoa; Chordata; Actinopteri; Syngnathiformes; Syngnathidae
Product: insulinoma-associated protein 2
Exons: 2
Coding region: 114-1724 (536 amino acids)
Biological process (GO): negative regulation of transcription by RNA polymerase II; neuron differentiation; regulation of cell cycle process
Cellular component (GO): nucleus; transcription repressor complex
Molecular function (GO): DNA-binding transcription repressor activity, RNA polymerase II-specific; RNA polymerase II cis-regulatory region sequence-specific DNA binding
Source: RefSeq, a predicted model, not a curated record